Molecule: messenger RNA, 2787 nt
Organism: Medicago truncatula (barrel medic)
Lineage: Eukaryota; Viridiplantae; Streptophyta; Magnoliopsida; Fabales; Fabaceae
Product: putative receptor protein kinase ZmPK1
Exons: 2
Coding region: 73-2466 (797 amino acids)
Biological process (GO): recognition of pollen; protein phosphorylation
Molecular function (GO): ATP binding; protein serine/threonine kinase activity
Source: RefSeq, a predicted model, not a curated record
AUUUAUACAUAUUCAACAUAUAUACACCUGGACUCUUAACAUACAUUUCUAUUGUAACAGCAAUUGUCUAACAUGACUUUCACAAUAUCAUAUAUUUUUUUAGUCUUGUUGCUAUUUCCCUUCCAAUAUUGUUCAUCUUCUGUAUCAUCUUUGAACAAGGGAUCUUCUCUCUCUGUAGAGAAACAUACAGAAGAUGUAAUUGUCUCUUCAAAUGGCACUUUCUCUGCUGGUUUUUAUCAAAUUGGUGAAAAUGCUUUUUCCUUCGCCAUAUGGUUCACCGAGCUGCAGAAUCAAAGUCACAACCCCGUCAAUAUUGUUUGGAUGGCAAACCGUGAACAACCGGUGAAUGGUAAAAACUCAAAGCUUUUCCUCUUAAACACAGGUAACAUCAUCUUGCUCGAUGCGGGUCAACAUAACACUUGGUCUUCAAACACGGCAUCAGAUGCUCCAUUAGAGUUGUAUCUUAGAGAAGAUGGGAAUCUUGUGUUACGUGAGCUUCAAGGACCUACCAUCUUGUGGCAAAGCUAUGAUUUCCCGACAAAUACUCUCCUUCCUAAUCAACCUCUCACUAGAUAUACAAACCUUGUUUCUUCAAGAAGCCAUAGUAAUCAUUCUUCUGGCUUUUAUAAGUUGUUCUUUGAUGAUAACAAUGUUAUUCGUCUCGAUUAUGAUGGUCCUGAUAUUUCAAGCACAUAUUGGCCACCAUCUUUUUUGUUAAGUUGGCAAGCUGGAAGGACCAAUUACAAUAGUACUAGAAUUGCUUUGUUGGAUUCUCUUGGAAAGUUCAUAUCAUCUGAUAAUUACUUUUUUUCCACAUAUGAUUAUGGUAUGGUUAUGCAAAGAAGAUUAACCUUGGAUUCUGAUGGUAAUAUUCGAGUUUACAGCCGAAAAAACUUGUUAGAAAAUUGGUAUGUUUCAUGGCAAGUCAUAUCUGACACCUGCAUCAUAGAUGGAAUUUGUGGUGCAAAUAGCGCUUGUAGCUAUGAUCCUAAAAAAGGUAAGAAAUGCUCUUGUUUGCCGGGGUAUAAAAUGAAGAACCAUAAUGAUUGGUCUUAUGGAUGUGAACCUACGUUUGAUUUUACUUGCAAUAAAAGUGAGUCUACCUUUUUCGAAUUGCAUGGUUUUGAGUUCUACGGCUAUGAUAGUAAUUUUGUUCAAAAUAGUACCUACGAAAAUUGUGAGAGUUUAUGUUUGCAAGCUUGCAACUGUACAGGAUUCCAAUACUCAUAUGAAGAGGACCAAAACAUCUUCCAAUGUUAUACAAAGCUACAAUUGCUAAAUGGGAGGCAUUCCCCAAGUUUUAUAGGCAAAACAUUCUUGAGACUUCCAAAAGGUAAUAACUUCUCUAAGGAAGAGUCUAUAAGUGUAACAGACAAUGUUUGUUUGCUUCAGCUUCACAAAGACUUUGUUGGAAAACAAACAAGUCAUUUGUUGAAGUUUUUUAUGUGGCUUUCAGUUACAGUUGGUGGCUUGGAAUUCUUUUUCUUUGUUGUGGUUUGUUGUUUUUUAAUCAAGACCGAGAAAAAGCCUAAUGGAGAUCGACAUAACUAUCAUCAUGCAUUAUUUGGAUUCAGAAGAUACAGUUACUCCGAGUUGAAGAUAGCAACAAAGAAUUUCAGUAAUGAGAUUGGAAGAGGUGGAGGAGGGAUUGUAUAUAGAGGUACAUUGCCAGAUGAAAGACAUGUAGCAAUAAAGAGAUUAAAUGAAGCUAAACAAGGAGAAGGAGAAUUUCUUGCCGAAGUAAGUAUCAUUGGACGGCUUAACCACAUGAACUUGAUAGAAAUGUGGGGAUAUUGUGCUGAAGGUAAGCAUAGACUUUUGGUAUAUGAGUACAUGGAAAAUGGAUCUUUAGCUGAAAAUCUUUCAUCUAAAACUAACACACUUGAUUGGAGUAAAAGGUAUGAUAUUGCUUUAGGAACAGCUAGAGUUCUUGCUUAUCUACAUGAAGAAUGUCUCGAAUGGAUAUUGCAUUGUGAUAUAAAGCCUCAAAAUAUACUUCUUGAUUCUAACUUUCAGCCCAAGUUAGCAGAUUUUGGAUUGUCUAAGCUGAAAAGCAGAAACAAUCUUAAUAAUAAUUCAGAAUUCUCAAUGAUUAGAGGAACAAGAGGAUAUAUGGCCCCUGAAUGGAUUUCCAAUUCACCAAUAACAUCUAAAGUGGAUGUUUAUAGUUAUGGGGUUGUUUUGUUGGAUAUGAUAACCGGAAAGAGUCCAACAAUGAUGAAUAUGGAAGGAGUUGAUGGAGAAGUGGCAUACAAUGGAAGGUUGAUAAAUUGGGUAAGAGAGAAAAAGAGGAGUAGAUGUUGGGUGGAAGAAAUUAUGGAUCCUAAAAUUGGAACUAAUUGUGAUUCAAGUAAGAUGGAAAUUUUGGCGAAAGUUGCUUUGGAGUGUGUAGAGGUAGAUAAAAAUAUUAGGCCUACUAUGAGUCAGGUGGUUGAGAAGCUUCAAAGAAAUGAAAUAGAUUCCUAGGUCUCUUAAUGAGUGAUGCAUGAUGUUGAAUUAGAUUCCUUCGUGUGCAAAUAAUCUUAUGUAUCAUCAACACCUUCAUUUUAUGAUUGAGACACUCUUAAUUUCCCUAAACUGAAUCAGUACCCUCAUUUUCUCACUAAAGCUCUCUUCCUAUCCCAUUACAAAUUUAUCACAUCUAUCAUAUCACCUUCUUUAUUUCUUUCUCUCGUAAGAUGUUGGACGUAUGUACAUAAAUAAUUUCGUUUAAAAUUUUCAUUUUUAGCAUACGUUAUGUAAUCGUUGAUUUUCUUGUGAUCAUAAUUUAUAAACUGUUUAUCUUGA